Molecule: messenger RNA, 4514 nt
Organism: Solea senegalensis (Senegalese sole)
Lineage: Eukaryota; Metazoa; Chordata; Actinopteri; Pleuronectiformes; Soleidae
Product: transient receptor potential cation channel subfamily M member 4-like
Exons: 28
Coding region: 43-3816 (1257 amino acids)
Biological process (GO): calcium ion transmembrane transport
Cellular component (GO): membrane
Molecular function (GO): calcium-activated cation channel activity; ligand-gated calcium channel activity
Source: RefSeq, a predicted model, not a curated record
UGGAGUGUGUGACCAGAGUCAGAGCUCUGCAGGCAGCGCAGCAUGAGGGAGCUGAACAGAGACAGGGAGGGAGGGGCUGGCACAGCUGGAAGUAAGAAAGAGAAGGACCAGAGCUGGAUUCCCAAGAUCAUUAAGAGACGAGUGUGCACCACGUUUGUCGAGGACUCUUUCAGUAAUGGAGCGCUGUGUCAGUGUGGUGGAGUGCAGGAGGGUCACGACUCUGUGGCCACAGCAGACUUCUUUGGCUCAGCGAUUGUCACUCAGUGGGAGAGCAGACAUCACUCCUCAGAGAGCUCUACUGACGCCUUUGGAGAGGUGCAGUUCGCUGGUGCUGGACGCAGACACAGUCAUUUUCUGCGCCUGUCAUGUGACACACCACCUCAAAUCAUCUACACCCUGAUGACGGCGCACUGGGGCCUGCCUUCUCCUAACCUGGUGGUGUCUGUGGUUGGAGGUGAGGGCCAUGGAAAGAUGAAAACAUGGGUGAGGGACAUUCUGAGGAAUGGACUGGUCCGGGCUGCACAGAGUACAGGAGCGUGGAUCUUAACCGGGGGUCUGAGGGAGGGCGUGUCCCGCUGUGUGGGUGAGGCGGUGAGGGACCACGCCGCUGCAGCUCCUGCGCUCUCCCAAAAAAAAGUGAUAGCUGUGGGAGUGGCUCCCUGGGGCUUGGUGCACAACAGGCAGCAGCUCAUCAAUCCCAAGGGGAGUUUUCCCGCCCGCUACUACGUUCAGAACACGUCCCGUGACUCCUGCUGCCUCGACAACAACUGUCAGGCUUUCCUCCUGGUGGAUGAUGGGAGUGUUGGCCGUCGCGGGGGAGAAGUGGCCUUCCGUGCCAGUCUGGAGGACUACAUUUCCCAUCAGAGAACUGGCAUUUGGGGCAGCGGCAGCAUUGAAAUCCCAGUGCUGUGCCUGCUCAUCUCAGGAGACGUCAACAUGCUGGAGAGGGUAAAUGCCUCUCUGAGGAAAGCCACGCCCUGGCUGGUUCUUGCUGGUUCUGGACCAGCUGCAGACUUCAUCAGUGAGCUACUGGGCAAUCUCUGCCCUGUUACCCUCAGUCCCACCUCUCCUCCAGCAGAUGGCGAUGCUGCUCAGGCUUUGGGCACAGAGCACCGCGAGAGGGUCCGUGAGAAGGUUUGGAAGCACUUCCCAGUUGAAGAUAAGCUGGAGAAAGUGGUGGACACUGCUCUGAGUAUUUAUCAGAGCAGAGACCUCAUCACGGUGUUCCAUGGGAAUCAGGAGGGUUUGGAUGAUUUUGACACAGUUCUCCUCAGAGCUCUGGUUAGAGCUAGUAAACGUACAUGCAGUGAAGCGAGUGAGUGCACUGAAGAGCUGAAACUGGCCGUGGCCUGGAAUCGAGUGGACAUCGCCAAAACUGAGCUCUUCAAUGGAGACAUACAGUGGAAGUAUGAGGACCUUGAAGACUCCAUGACAGAUGCACUGAUCAAUGACAAGCCGCAGUUUGUGCGUCUCUUCUGUGAGAACGGUCUGAAUAUCCUGGACUACCUGACGUACCAGCGCCUGGAGAGCUUGUACCGCUCCUUAUCGGACAGUUCGCUGGCCUACGUGCUGCUCCAGAGGCACCUGAGUGAGAGGCAGGGUCUGGCCGGGUCCCAGCACAGCCUGGCCAGAUCUGUGACCGGUCCCCUCAAGAGUCCACUGUGUGGACUAACUGGACCUGCCUCAGCAAUGGAACUCAGUCUGUAUGAGGUUUCCCGUCUGCUGUGGGAUCUGCUGGGUGAUGUCUGUCUGCCUUUCUACUACGGACCUCUUGGCCUGGACACCAGCACCACCACCAGGAGAACUCUGAAGCAAGUUAAUAAGAUGCUGCUGGGGGAGUGCAUGUACCGGAACCAGCGCUGCCUCUCACCUUGGGCCGCUCUCUUCAUCUGGGCUGUUCUGCAGAACCGCAGGGAAAUGGCUCUGUACUUCUGGGAGAUGGCAGGAGAACCUGUGCUCAGCGCUCUGGGCGCCUGUAAGAUGCUGAGAGAGCUUUCCAAGCUGGAGAGCGAGACUGAGAACAAGCUGGCCAUGAAGGAACUAGCACAGAUGUUUGAGAACCUGGCGCUCGAUGUUUUCAGUGAGUGUUACCAGAACAGUGAGAGCCGCGCCUUCACUCUCCUUAUAAGGAAGUCUUUAGUGUGGGGCGGAGCAACGUCUCUGCAAAUGUCCACCGUGGCGGACGCUCGACUGUUCUUCAGCCAUGACGGUGUUCAGUCUCUGCUCUCUCAGAUCUGGUGGGGCGACAUGGAGAGAAACACUGAGGUCUGGAAACUGAUCCUCACCUUUUUCCUGCCCCCCGUCCUCUACACCAACCUCAUCAGCUUCAGGGAACAGGAAGAGGAGGUCUGGUCUGAGGAGAUCCAUCAUGGCAGAGACACUGACAGUCUGGAUGGGAAUGAUUGCACUGUCUUCUCCCUCGCUGACAUUAUACAGAAUGAUGAAGAGGCAGAAGAGUUCAGGGAUCUAAAAGAAAAGCUGAAAGGUUCUUUGCCAACUAACACCAGGAGGCCGUUUUUUGUAUCUCGGUGGAGACAGUUCUGGUUCGCCCCCGUCACCUGUUUCCUCGGGAAUGUGCUCAUGUACUUCCUCUUCCUCUGCCUGUUUGCGUAUGUUCUGUUGGUGGACUUCAAGCCUUCGCCUCCUGACGGUCCAGCACCUCUGGAGUUCCUGCUUUACUUUUGGGUUUUCACCUUAGUGUGUGAAGAGAUUCGGCAGACCUUCUUUGUAGGCAGUACCUUCAUCCUCCAGAGGAUGAGGAACUACAUCCAGGAUGUGUGGAACAAAUGUGAUCUGACAGCCAUCACUCUCUUCAUUGUCGGCCUGUGCUGCAGAUUGACACCAUGGUCGUAUAAUUUUGGACGAGCGGUUAUGGCCAUAGAUUUUAUGGUCUUCACACUACGUCUGAUCCAUAUCUUUGCCAUCCACAAACAACUUGGGCCCAAGAUCAUCAUUGUUGGGAAAAUGAUGAAGGACGUUUUCUUCUUCUUGUUUUUCCUGGCUGUGUGGCUUAUGGCCUAUGGAGUGGCCAAUCAGGCCCUCCUCUACUCAUAUGAUCCCCGCCCCAACUGGAUAUUCCGCAGAGUAUUCUACAGGCCAUACCUGCACAUCUUUGGUCAAAUACCGAUAAACGAAAUGGAUGCUGACAAACUUGUCCAAGUAAACUGUACAAAUGACGCCACAGAAAUUGAAGCAGGAGAAGAGCCCUGUAUGAGCACUUAUGCUAACUGGCUGGUUGUCAUCCUCCUUGUCAUCUACCUGCUGUUCACCAACAUUGUGCUGGUCAACCUUCUCAUUGCUAUGUUCAGCUACACCUUCUCCAAAGUUCAGGAACGCAGUGACACCUACUGGAAGUUUCAGCGUUACAACCUGAUUGUAGAGUACCAUUCGAGGCCAUGUCUAGCACCACCCUUCAUCAUCAUCUCACACCUUCAUCUUUUCAUCAAGAGACACAUCCGUCGCAUCUCUUCAGUCAAGAGCAAACACUUUGUUCUGGAGCUGCGGGGCAGAAAGGCCAGUCGCCUUAACACAUGGGAGGCGAUCCAGAAAGAAAACUAUCUCUCAGCUCAGAGCAAGCGGCAGAGAGAGACUGACACAGCUCGCCUAAAACGUACAUCUCUCAAGGUGGACAGUGUGCUGAAACAGAUGACAGAGAUCCGUGACCACGACAGACGGCUCCGGCUGCUGGAGACAGAGCUGGAGUACUGCUGCAGCGCCCUCUCCUGGAUGACUGAAGCUCUGUUUCAGAGUAACCUGAUAAAGGCUGAUCAUCCUCCUCCCCUUCUAAGAGAUUUGACUCCAGUGUCACCAAGCUGAUUCCCUGAACUCCAGGAUUAGACAUACUUGGAGCCACUGUGACAAAGUUGUACCGUAGGGAAAACAUGUAUAUUUAUUUACACAAAUAUUGUUUUAUGUAAAAAUACAUUUUCUCACAGUAGUGUCAUCAUGUAUCUGCUACAAUCCCUUUGAUCCAAUAAUGAUAUUAGAUCCAAUUACACCUGUAUUACAGUGGAUUACAAGAAACUUGUCUGCUAGCUGUACCUGCUAAGUAAGGGUGUGUUAAUAAGAACAAUAAUAAUAAUAAUAAUAAUAAUGACCAGCAGGUGUGUAAAUAUCACAACCGCAAACACCGCAACACAAAACAUUGAGUUGUGAUAUUUGCAGCGCCCUGACCUCUCGGGGCCACCUUAAUAUAUAGGCUCAGCAGGUAUCACUUUUUUUUUCAAUACACAUUUAGGGGUUUGAGCUACAACCUCCAGAUAGUAUUGUGCCACUAUAUGUGUGUGAAGCUCUGACUAGAGUAACUUAGCUCUAUAAUUUCAGAGAUUUACCACUGACUGCAGUAUCUUCACAUAGCAAAACCAUGUUAGCGGUGCCAUCUGUUCAGGUAUCGCAGUUCACAAUUUUACAAUUGUUUUUUUGAUGACAUAGUGUACAAGUGUUUGCGUUCGUUAAAUGGAAUUGCCAUAUUUUUUGGUGAGUUUUGUAUGCAAAUACAACUUUUAAUAACAAAA